AUGCAACAUGGCUCUGCAAGGUUUUACUUCCUCCUCCUCCUCUAUUCUGUCAUCUCAACUGACCCAGAGGAGGAGGUGAUGUUGGAAGUCAUAACUGUGAGCUCCCCCUGCAGCACAACCUGUGGGGUGGGGAUUAAAAAUCAAACUCUCUGUUUGCUUAAAGAUGGCAAAACAUCAAUGGAAGAAAAGGAAAUAACUCAAUCCAAGGUGUCAGAGAAGUGUCGAGUCCGUAGAGUGAAGUGUCUGGAGUCAUGGCAGUGCGGACUCAGGACAAUGACAGUGACAUCAGGGGAAAAAGUGGAAAUUAACUGUCUAGGAGAAGUCAUGGAGGUGAUGGGGAGAUACUCCUGGAGGGUGUCAUGGCGCUACGCUCGAGGAAUAAUCAGCUCUGAUGACUCUCUCUUUGAACGCUGGGAAGCCCCUAAUCUGGACAGAGUGAUUCUGGAUCCUGUUUCAGAGGAAGAUGCAGGUACAUAUUGUUGUGAUGUUCAAGAUACCAACUUCCGAAGAGUGAAAAGGAUUUACUGGGGCCUGCGAGUUUUACCCAUUGGGAUUUUCAAUUUCGACUAUGAAAGCUCUGUGGCUCAGUCGGAACUGGGGGAAAGCCAGCAGAAUCCAGUUUUACUACACCAGGGCCCAGGGACAGUUCUUUGUGCGGUGGGUGUGGUUUGGCAGUGA
Messenger RNA from Cololabis saira (Pacific saury), 678 nucleotides. It is a transcript of the gene tmem81, whose product is annotated as transmembrane protein 81. The coding region runs from base 1 to 678 and encodes 225 amino acids. NCBI's taxonomy places the organism in Eukaryota, Metazoa, Chordata, Actinopteri, Beloniformes, Belonidae. The transcript has 5 exons. The record is from RefSeq and is a predicted model, not a curated record.